UAUGCAUGUACUAUCUAAGUAUACUGCUGUAAAAGUAUCUGAACUAGGUCAACAACUCAUUUAGCGUGGUCAUGUUGGCCUCUGCUUUGGUUUAGCUUAGAGAUUGCUUCUGCGGCUGCAGCUAUGACAACGUUUUAUUAGGAUUUUCGAGGUUAUUACCACUUUGAUUGCGCCAAAGUGCCGCAUUCCGUAUUGAACAGCGCAUGGAUAUUGAUAUCGAAUAGAACCUGUACAGUUCAUAAAUACAAAGUGGAAUGAGUUUUAGAAUUUAUUUACUAUUUUUGGCAAUAUUUAAUGUCAUGCAACCGCAAUGUUGCCAAUUAAGUGCCAUCGCUGAGCGACAGAAACGUUGGGUACCGGCGUUGAUAUUUCCACCGACCAGUCCGACGCGUGUGCAGUGGAUAGCAGGUAUUGGUAUACCCCUGGAGGAUUUACUGUACGAGGCCAUGACCACCGGUUAUGUACUCAAAGCCGAAUAUUUUCUACCUGAUAACGUAACUAGACUCUUUACCAUAACACGCAUGCCAUUCACGGCACGGCAAAUGACGAAAUUCGAACGCUUCCUGGCGAAGGCGGAUGAGUGGAAGCGUUAUGCCGCUUGGGAGCAACACUUGAGUGAGAAUCGUAAGGUGUUGUCCAGCUAUAGGUGGUCCAUCUACAAAGCGCUCGAGGGCUUAGCGGAGCGCAUUGCACCUUCGGGACGCGACUGUGUAUUGAAGACCAUUUGUGAGGCCGCAGAGACGCCAUUUCAUUACGGUAAUGGCUUAUUUGGCGAAUUAUUGCACAUACUGUUGACUCCCUCCUCCUCGGUGGAUGAACUGUCAGAGCAUGCGGAUAAUGAAUAUUUCUAUGCUGAGUCAAUAGGUCGCUCCGGCGCGGACUGCAGUCUGGUUUUUCAGGGGUGUAAGAAGUCAUUAUUGGAACAUUUUUCGGAUGUUAGAACUUUCAAGGAUAUGAUCUGGAAGCAGGUCGGGCAAUUUGGGUAGGUUAAUGCAAAAAGAUGUGAGAUUAUUUACAUUAAAGUAAUACAUAUACUUGCCUGA
Messenger RNA from Bactrocera oleae (olive fruit fly), 1043 nucleotides. RefSeq lists its product as uncharacterized. The record is from RefSeq and is a predicted model, not a curated record. Lineage: Eukaryota; Metazoa; Arthropoda; Insecta; Diptera; Tephritidae.